UUUUGGCUCAAACCUUCCUUCCAUAAGACGACACCGAAACAUUCACAGCUUGUUCAAUGUGGGCCUUUCUGCAACUUCCUGCCCUGGUGACUCUUCUCGAAGUGACCAGGACGGUUUCCGUUUCGGACAACGGCUGUGUCCAAGCUGGCCCGGAGAGCCCUGAAGACCAGGACUUCUUCUUGCAGCUUGCUCUUCAUUUAGAUGCGCCCAGCACCGAGGAGGUGCAGCACUUGGUGUCACUUUUACUCGUGGCACGAAAGGAGUGUCCCAAGGCCACAGAAGCCUGUCUUCCUGCUCUCUCAGAGCUUCGUCUUGCUGUGUGGCCGCAUGUGCAAGCCGAGACGAACUCUUCUUUCCUACCAUGGAUGCCGAGCGGGCAUCUAGACAACGUGGCUGAUGAGGACACGCAGGGUGGUGGUGUAUCAAGCACGAGGUCCAUGUUCUAUCGCCACGUGUUCAAGGCUGCUGGUAUAAAUACGUGGGCAAAUUUGCACCAAGUUACAAGGGACUUUUAUCGAGCACCCUAUGCUGCCACAUGCAAGCACUUUCAUCUCGUUGAUGCUACCCGACGCACAGCUUUCGCUUUCGUCAGAGAUCCAAUAUCCCGCUUCAUUUCCGGUUACUCAGAGCUUGAAUAUCGAUCUCGUGCUGCGAUCGGCUGGCCCAAGUUGGAAAACUUGUCCCAGGCGCUACAAGGGCAUCCAGUAGGCAGCCCCGAGCGAGCCGCAGCUUUCUUUAUCGAGUUCUUGCAAAGUGGAAUUGAGAACAAUGGUCACGUGCGACCGCAGAUCGAAUUCUUUCUUCCAGUUGGUGGCUGUUCAAUCCCAAUGGACUUUAUUGGCAGAACCGAGCAUUUGCCAGACGAUUGGGUCAAGAUGUUUGCAUUGCAAAACGAAACUGUUCCACCCUUUGACAAUGCGCUGGCCACGCACUACCACGAUGAUCGUGACAAAAAGGGUAUGGAGAGCUUUCUGGGUGUGGCAAGGGCAGACUCCACGGACGCAAGCGCGCCUCAUACUGGAAGCAGAUAUUUGCGAGCGCUUUGCUGGCUUUUCUUAGCAGACUUCGCAGUUUUUCAGUAUGAAAUUCCGAAUGAGUGUCAGCAGGAGCCGAUGAAGAGUGUAUUGGCACUUGUGCGCAAGGCCUCGAAGGCUUCAUGAUGCACGACGAUCGGUG
Effrenium voratum is the source of this 1176-nucleotide messenger RNA. The record is from the annotation of a GenBank genome assembly. NCBI's taxonomy places the organism in Eukaryota, Dinophyceae, Suessiales, Symbiodiniaceae.